This is a messenger RNA of Pseudophryne corroboree (corroboree frog), 2899 nucleotides long. It is a transcript of the gene DDB2, whose product is annotated as damage specific DNA binding protein 2. Gene Ontology annotation, molecular function: protein binding; damaged DNA binding. Gene Ontology annotation, cellular component: nucleus; Cul4-RING E3 ubiquitin ligase complex. The coding region runs from base 272 to 1747 and encodes 491 amino acids. The transcript has 12 exons. Lineage: Eukaryota; Metazoa; Chordata; Amphibia; Anura; Myobatrachidae. The record is from RefSeq and is a predicted model, not a curated record. Gene Ontology annotation, biological process: DNA repair; response to UV.
AGACAAUACGGUAGUUUGCCUGUCGGUAGGGCGCGCAUGCGCGUAGCCGCAGCAGCGACAUCUUGCCUUACCCUGUGUAUACAGGCGGCAUUGGUGGUGACCGACGUCUGUGUGUGCUGGAUACCGGGAUUGACAGGAUAAACUUGUCAAGUAGCAAAUGUAAACUUGCCUGUGCACACUUCUCCCAUAGACUUUACAUGUGAACUUUGCUGCUCCGCAAUGCCCGAACAAUUUUCCCAAUCUAACUUUUGUCUUUGACUAGCACCUCUACAUGAUGCCCCCCAAAAAAUCAGCUCGGGGAAAGAAGACAUCGGAGCCUCCCUCCCAGAGUACAGAACAAGAAGAGGAGUCUCCUGGGAAGAGGAAGCGGGAACCAGACUCUGGGGCUGACCAAGUACCCAAAAAAACCUCUAAGAAGAAAAAUGCUUCCGCGGUUGAUCCAAGGAGGAGCAAAGAGUCACCAGAUGACUCUAAAUCUACGAAACGUGAAGACAGAAGGACAAGCAUUGUGCAUUAUCUGUACAGGAGUACAGUAGGUGGAAAUGUGCGCGCCAAGUACCUGCAGACUCCGUUCCUGCGAUCUCUGGCCUCUUAUAUUCUCUACCGAACGAACAGUCCCUUUGACAGGAGAGUUACAACGCUUGAGUGGCAUCCAACUCAGCCAACUACAGUGGCCGUGGGGUCAAAAGGCGGGGACAUCAUUCUGUGGGACUAUGAGGAACUUAAUAACACUUUAAUCCCUGGUAUUGGAGCAGGAGGCUGUAUUACAGGAAUGAAGUUUGAUCCAUUCAAUCCCAAUCAGCUGUACACCUCCUCCGUAGCGGGUAGCACCAUCUUGCAGGACUUGUGCGGACGCACUGUACAGAUGUUUACAAACACAGAAGACUGGGCCAUGUGGUACUGCAGCCUGGACGUCUCCGCUAGCCAGCAGUGUGUAGUGACUGGGGAUAACGUGGGAAACGUGGUGCUCCUGGAGACGUGUGGAAAAGAGAUCUUUAAAUUGAGGCUGCACAAGAAGAAAGUGACACAUGUGGAAUUUAACCCUCGAUGUGACUGGCUCCUGGCCACAGCCUCUGUGGAUCAGACAGUCAAGCUCUGGGACUUGAGAAACAUCAAGGACAAGUCUAGUUGCCUGCAUACACUGACACAUGCUCGUGGCGUGAACUCUGCUUAUUUCAGUCCAUCGGAUGGAGCCAAACUUCUGACCACUGACCAGCACAGCGAAAUCCGAGUUUACUCAGCAUAUGAUUGGUCAGUGCCCCAGCGUAUCAUUCCACACCCACAUCGCCAGUUCCAGCACCUCACUGCCAUAAAGGCCGCGUGGCAUCCUCGUUAUGACUUAAUAGUUGCUGGACGUUACCCAGACCCUCAGUUCCCAGGGUAUACGGCAGAUGAGCUGCGUACCGUGGAUGUGUUUGAUGGGCAAAGUGGCAACAUAGUCUGUCAGCUCUAUGAUCCCUAUGCGUCUGGCAUUGUCUCGCUGAACAAGUUCAAUCCAAUGGGAGACCUUUUAGCAUCCGGAAUGGGUUUUAACAUCUUGAUCUGGAGUCGUGAGAUUCUGUUGAUGAUGAAGCAAGAGGAAAUGAUGAGGGCCCUGAGGGAAAAGGGGAUUCCGGUGGGGAGGAAAGAACAACCAAAAAGUCGACCUUCUCAAAAGGACAAGUCCGGCACAUCAGAAACUGGAAAAACUCUGACUGUUGUAAAGGAACCAACUAAUAAGCAACGUGGAAAGAGCAGAGACAAAUAAUCGCGACAGAAGGAUCCAGUCUGUGUUAUUACACUAAAACAUCUGCGGCUGCUGUAACCAAACUCCAGUUGUGCCUUAAUGCACUGGUUUCAAGAAGCAGAGUGCAUUUGGUUACAUUAAGGGGGCACUGUCUACCUUGUGUGUUCUCCCCCCAAAACAAGAAGUCCCUAUUAUUUCUUGCCUCAUCCCCCUCUCUCCGCAUGUAGGCAAGAUAUGGGUAAUGCCCACCUUGGGCAUCAUCUCUUGGUGUGAAAGCAUUCCACAGUGUGUUAGUGCUUAGCAAAAGAGAUAGCUAAGGCACGGCACAGCUAGAAGUAACACAACUGGUUUGUUUUAUAGGAAAUAGAGAUAGAAGUUCACAAUGAAAAUCAAGCCAUAAUAGCGGUUACUGUUAAGGUGGAAUUUCCAUUCCCCCCUUCUUGACCAUCAAUGGCAGCUGAUACAUUUUUGCAAAUCAAUGAAGAAUAACACUUUUUUUUAAAAAGUGUGGCUCACAUAAGCCCUAAACUGAGACCUUUUCCACCCUGCAGAAAUACAGAUUCAGUACGUAGUCUGGCGUUGCGAGUUACAGGAUCUGUAGCAAAAUAGUGAGAUGGAAUCUAGAACUUUUUGAAGGCUUCUUGACCUUUCAAAUUUAGACCUUUGGUAAAAAGAAAUAGGAUAAAUGAAACGGCUUAGAUUAUUUUAGUCAUUGGAAUAGCGUCUUCCUGUUUCUAUGAACCAAAUAGCAACUCCUGGACUAAAUGGCUUAAGCUUCCUUAGAGGGGAAAAAAACCUAAUUUCUUUCCAUACCCUAUUGGGAGGUAUAGAUUUUCAAAACUGGUGCUUUCCCCCGAAGGGGGUUGUGCACGUUCCUUUACCCUUUAUACUCACCACUGCUAUUGAUGAUGAUCAGGACAAGAUAGAGAACUGAUCAGUUAAGUGAUACAAUGAGCAGCAUCUGAUUAUGUGUGAUCGUCUUACAGCUAAUUGUGAGAUCGUUAUCCAAAACUGCAGCUAAUAUCUACUUUGCCCAUCAGGAUUUUCAUAGUGCAAAAACUUGGAUAAGUAUGCAGUAAGGUUUAGAAGUGAGACAGGCUUCAGUUGUGUCUGUGUGUAUAUAUGUAUGCUUCUUAAAAUCCUGCCUAAUUAAACAUGGCAUUUUUUAUUUUA